Penicillium expansum is the source of this 858-nucleotide messenger RNA. RefSeq names its product DUF218 domain protein. Lineage: Eukaryota; Fungi; Ascomycota; Eurotiomycetes; Eurotiales; Aspergillaceae. Bases 1 to 858 code for a protein of 285 amino acids. Gene Ontology annotation, cellular component: cytoplasm. The transcript is spliced from 4 exons. The record is from RefSeq and is a predicted model, not a curated record.
AUGGUCUCCAACCCAAAUUCCAAUUUUGAUCUGUGCAACCACCUCAUUGUUGUUUGCUGUCAUGCCAUUUACACUGGAGGCUCACGUCUUGGAGCUUCAGAGGACGAAUGGUUAAGCAGGCUGAUUGAGCCCUUCCAAAAGGGAGAAACACCCACAUUCAUCGAUCAUGUCAAAGCCGGAUUGAAAGCUUUAGCGGAAGACUCCCAUGGGUUGCUUGUGUUUUCCGGAGGGCCUACCAAGAAGCCCAGAACUGAACUCAGCGAAGGUCAAUCUUACCUUAAUCUGGCCAGAGAUAACAACUACUUCCAAGACAUGUCCACUAUCUCCACAAUUGACCCAUCAAGAGUCAUCGCAGAAACCAACGCCACAGAUUCAUAUCAAAACCUAUUAUUCUCUCUGAUACGGUUCCAGGUAUACACGGGCGUUUAUCCACAGAGAGUCACAAUUGUGACGCAUGAGUUUAAACGCGCUCGAUUCAUGCAGUGCCACUUUCCAGCCGUGGGACUCGUACCUGUUAGCCCAGAACAAGAAGACUAUACGCAAAAAGUUGUUGUGAUAGGUAUAAAUCCACCAGAGGAAAUCACUCCAUCAGAGACCUUGACUCGAGGGGAGGCUAUGAACGGGAUUGGGCUGUGGAGAGAAGACCUUUACGGAGUGAACCCGGAUUUGGUAGGCAAAAGGGUAAGGCGAGGCUGGUCCCCUGGAAUGGAAAAUGAUAUAUUCUCCCAUCUGGAACCGGAAAAUGUGGUGUUGCAUCUAAUCCGUUAUGAUGGGGAUGAUCAUUGCAAUAGGUGGUUCCCGAAGCGAGAGAGUUUGCCUUGGUCUUAUACUAGAAAUGAAACAACCCAGGGGCCUUGA